Molecule: messenger RNA, 7912 nt
Organism: Nerophis lumbriciformis (worm pipefish)
Lineage: Eukaryota; Metazoa; Chordata; Actinopteri; Syngnathiformes; Syngnathidae
Gene: magi3b
Product: membrane associated guanylate kinase, WW and PDZ domain containing 3b
Biological process (GO): signal transduction
Cellular component (GO): cell-cell junction; cytoplasm
Molecular function (GO): protein binding
Source: RefSeq, a predicted model, not a curated record
GUGUCGGCGCUGCCAGGUGUGUUCAAACCUGCCGCAGAUGUCUCCACGCUGCGUGGGCCGGACUUCCCGCGACGCACGCACACGCACCCUUGUCGUCACGGAGGCCACCUGGAGCGACGCGCCGUGAUUGGCGGGGUGACUGCGGCCGAGGCGAGCGGCACGAACACGCCGUGGGAUGACCGGCACGCCUUCCGCGAAGCAUCAGUCUCGGCUCCGCUCGUUGAUCCCACGCCGCCAUGUCCCGAACCCUGAAGAAGAAGAAGCACUGGUCCGGCAAGGUGGUGGAGUGCGCCGUGUCGUGGGGGAGCCUCGGGGACUUCGGCUCCGUGGUGGAGGUCCUGGGGGGCGCCGAGCUGGGCCAAUUCCCGCACCUGGGCCAGAUGAAGCUGGACCUGCUGGUGUGUCACGUGGGCAAGCUGCCCUACUACGGCGACGUCCUGAUGGAGGUCAACGGCACGCCCGUCAGUGGACUAACUAACCGCGACACGCUGGCCGUCAUCCGACACUUCCGGGAGCCCGUCCGCCUGAAGACGGUCAAACCAGGCAAAGUCCUGAACACCGACCUGCGCCACUACCUCAGUCUGCAGUUCCAGAAGGGCUCGCUGGACCACAAGCUCCAGCAGAUCAUACGGGACAACCUCUACCUGCGCACCAUCCCGUGCACCACCAGGCUCCCUCGAGACGGGGAGGUACCUGGCGUGGACUACAACUUCAUCAGCCUCGGGGACUUUAGGAUCCUGGAGGAGAGCGGCCUUCUUCUGGAGAGUGGCACCUACGAUGGUAACUUCUACGGGACACCUAAGCCGCCCGCCGAGCCCAACCUGGUGCAGCCCGACCUGGUGGACCAGGUCCUGUUCGACGAGGACUUCGGCGGCGAGGUUUCGCGGAAGCGCACCACCUCGGUCAGCAAGAUGGACAGGAAGGACAGCGCCGUCCCUGAGGAAGAGGACGACGACGAGAGGCCGCCGCUGGUCAACGGCUUGCCUGACCACAAGGCCGACUGGAGGCGAGCCGUGCCCAGCUACGCCCAGUCCAGCAGCGCCAUGGACUUCCGCACGUGGAGCUCGCUGCCCCGCGACGACAGCCUGGAGCCGCUCCCGCUCCACUGGGAGAUGGCUUACACCGAGACCGGCAUGGUCUACUUCAUAGAUCACAACACCAAGACGACCACGUGGUUGGACCCCCGCUUGGCCAAGAAGGCAAAGCCCCCAGAGAAGUGUGAGGAUGGAGAGUUACCUUACGGCUGGGAGGAAAUUGACGACCCGCAGUACGGAACCUACUACGUUGACCACAUCAACCAGAAAACCCAGUUUGAGAACCCGGUCCUAGAGGCCAAGAAGAGGCUGAGCCAAGGGACAGCCGUCAUCCAGAAGGCUGCAGCGUCUCAUGGUAAGAGCGGCCUGCCGGGCUUCACCAGCGACCCGACCCAGCUGAAGGGCGACCUGUACCGCACGGCGCUGAAGAAGAGCUCCCAGGGUUUCGGCUUCACCAUCAUCGGGGGCGACCGCACUGACGAGUUCCUGCAAGUGAAGAACGUGUUCAGCGACGGCCCCGCGGCCCACGACAACAAAAUGGCGUCGGGUGAUGUGAUUGUGGAGAUUAAUGGGCUUUGCGUUCUGGGAAAGACUCACCCGGAGGUGGUGCAGAUGUUCCAGUCCAUCCCCAUCAACCAGUACGUGGACAUGGUCCUCUGCCGCGGCUACCCGCUUCCCCCGGACGUGGAUCUGGACAGCGACGACCCUUUGCCGCUUCCCCCUCUGCCGCCGUCCAACCAGCCCCAGCAGGCUUUGCACGGAGGCGAGGUGGUGACCGCCGUGCCGCUCAUCAACGGACAGCCGCUGCUCGUCAAAGGCGACGUCCUCCACGGCUCCUCGCAGGAGCUCCACUACGUCACCACGGACUCCAGCGGCCGGCCGGUGGUCGCCACCUUGUCCAACGGCCGGCAGGGCGAGCUGGGGGAAUUGGCCGUCGGGAUGCUGCAGCCCGAGCUGGUGAGCGUGCCCCUGAGCAAGGGCCCGGGAGGCUUCGGCUUCGCCAUUGCCGACUGUCCGCUGGGCCAGAAGGUGAAGAUGAUCCUGGACGCCCAGUGGUGCCGCGGCCUCCAGAAGGGAGACGUCAUCAAGGAGAUCAACAGGCAGAACGUGCAGACGCUGAGCCACGCCCAGGUGGUGGACAUUCUCAAAGACUUCCCCGUGGGGAGCGAGGUCAACGUGCUGGUGCUGCGUGGAGGUCAAACAUCUCCUGUGAAGAGUCUCAAGCCUAGACAGGAAAUGACGGCCAGCACAGAGACCUUGGACUCUCUCGGCGACCCCGCCCCCCCGGCGCUGCCCUACCACUCCAACACGAGCACCCUGCGCGCCGCCGCCGACUCCCCCAAGCGUGAUGCCGCGGAGUUGUACCUGAAAUCCAAAGCCCUGCUGGACAGCAGACAGCCCUACACCAAAGACAUUGAUGUUUUUCUCAAGAGAGACAUCGAGACGGGCUUCGGCUUCCGUGUUCUGGGCGGAGAAGGUCCACAACAGCCAAAUGUCUUCCCCCAGGUCUACAUCGGGGCCAUCGUGCCCAACGGGGCGGCGGAGAAAGACGGCCGCCUGCGGGCCGGCGACGAGCUCAUCGGCAUCGACGGCGUGAUGGUGAAAGGCCGCUCGCACAAGCAAGUGCUGGACCUGAUGACGAACGCCGCCCGCAAUGGUCAGGUGAUGUUGACCGUGCGCAGGAAGGUCAUCUACAGAGACACCACGGAGGAGGAGGCUCUGGAAAUGGCUUCCACGCUGGUGAACGGUUCCCCCAAGCUGCCUCGGCCCCUGCCCAUGCCGAGCGCUCUGGACCACGAGUCUUUCGACAUCACGCUCCACCGCAAAGAUACCGAGGGCUUUGGCUUCGUCAUCCUCACGUCCAAGAGCAGACCCCCCCACGGAGUUAUCCCUCACAAAAUCGGCCGCAUCAUCGAAGGCAGCCCGACCGACCGCUGCGGGCUGCUGCACGUCGGCGACCGCAUCUCCGCCGUCAACGGGCGCUCCAUCCUGGAACUGUCGCACAAUGACAUCGUGCAGCUCAUCAAGGAUGCCGGCAACGUGGUCACGCUGACCGUGGUCCCCGAGGACGAGUACAAGGGGCCUCCAUCUGGGGCCAGUUCUGCUCGACAGAGUCCAGCUCUUCAGCACCGAGCCAUCGGACAGCGGUCGGCACUACAGGACGAACGCUACAACCUCGACUUGGAGGACAAACGGGACAGAGCCUCCUGGUCGGAACAUAAAACCAUACCAGUGGAACAGGGGGCGCUGUGUGUAACAGGACCCAACCAGGGCUGUCUGACCGUGGAGCUGGACAGAGGGCCCCGAGGCUUCGGCUUUAGCCUCCGAGGGGGCACCGAGUACAACAUGGGGCUGUACAUCCUGAGGCUGGCUGAGGACGGGCCCGCCCAGCUGGACGGAAGGAUCCAUGUCGGGGACGAGAUUGUGGAGAUCAACGGGGAACCGGCUCGCGGCAUUUCCCACACACGCGCCAUCGAGCUGAUCCAGGCGGGAGGAAGCAAAGUGGCUCUGCUGCUCCGACCUGGGGCGGGUUUGACUCAAGAUGGUGGUCAAAAACACAUUUCACCCUCAAGCUACACCAGGGAGGUGUUUUUUUCGGACACGUCACCCCUGUCCUCUCCAUAUCACACCGGGGCGCCAACCCUCGUGUCCCCUCCUCACCCCGGCAGUCUGAAACACUCCCGCAGCUGGAGCGCCACAUCCCCGAGAGGCUUGCGGCGCCACAGCAACAUGGUUUUGAGCUCAUUGAAGGAGCGUGACGAGUGGCGGGGAGACAAGGAGGUGGAGACGGCCGUGAGGUCGACCAGCAUGAAAGAGGGCAGAGAGAAAGCGGCGGAAACUACACCUCAAGCCAAAGACGGGCCUAGCAGCCCCAGGAAGACGGAGAGCCGGGCGCAGGUAGCAGCACGGAACCAGAACAUGACGAUUAGAACGCGGUCUGCGAGCAUGGGGGCUAGCAACCUCGACCAAAGACACAAGGACUCCAGAAGCAGUGAGAACUUGCGUCAUGUCAACAACCUUAAGUUCAACUUUGAGACUGGAGGAAAGCCAAAGCCUAGACCGAGACACGAGUCCAAAAGUCUUAAAGAAAGAUCUCUUCAUGGUCCCAAGUCCGACUUUGAGACCGGAGGAGAGCCAAAGCCCAGACCGAGACACGAGUCCAAAAGUCUUAAAGAAAGAUCUCUUCAUGGUCCCAAGUCGGACUUUGAGACCGGAGGAGAGCCAAAGCCCAGACCGAGACACGAGUCCAAAAGUCUUAAAGAAAGAUCUCUUCAUGGUCCCAAAUCCGACUUUGAGACCGGAGGAGAGCCGAGGCCUAGACCGAGACACGAGUCCAAAAGUCUUAAAGAAAGAUCUCUUCAUGGUCCCAAGUCCGACUUUGAGACCGGAGGAGAGCCUAGGCCCAGACCCAGACACGAGUCCAAAAGUCUUAAAGAAAGAUCCCUUUGUGCUCCCAGAGAGCAUGGUUCUAGUCGAGACUCGAGCCACAUCAAGGACCAGAGUGCGGAGGACAGGAAGAGACCUAAAGAGACUUCCGUCAAAGAGUCACCUAGCGAGCCAAAGGGAAGAAACUCCAAAGAUCAAACGAGCAAGGCAGACCUUGUGGUGUAUGUUAGCAGGUCUCCCAGAAGCCCUCAGAGCUCCAAGGGACCGAUCAGCCCCGGUGAAUGGAAGAUUCCCAGCCAAGUCAGAAUUCUGUCCCAGGCUGAAGUCCUCCUUGAUCCCUCUUGACAGAUUGAUUCUGUCCUUAGGAUUGUCUGUGCCACCUCUGUGGAUUGUUUAGAGCGCUUCCAGUAAAAGUGCUACCAGGUGCCGCUUUUCUAAGCCGUGGUCCUCAUCCUCCGGCAGCACCGGUGGCGUGUAGCAGACUCGGACCUGGGACGUCUUCUCAUGUGAAUUUGUGCCAACACCACCAAGAGCAGCACCUCGCCCGUGACCACGCAUCCAUCCGUUAUGCAAGGCGAGGAGGAAAGGUCAUUGGGCUUCUUUUUUUUUUUUUUUUUUUUUUUAAGACUCUCGUUUCUUGAGCUGCUUUGCUCGGCUGCAUGCAGUCCACCCUCGGUUCUUACCGCACGUCUCACACAACACCCGUAUCCUCAUCCUCGUCCACAAGCCGAGCGACUCUGAGACUGUUCUUAACUCUCUUCCAUACGCGCUGCAUCCUUCGAAUGACCAGAAACUUGUGCUUUUUCAGAUCUCGUAUGACAAAACCGAACAAAGGAAACCGUAGACGGAGGAGAAAAAGGUUCGAAAUGUGUGUUUGGUAGAUUAUUUCUCUGUGGACAAUGUCGGACAACACUUGUUUUGUGUGUCCGUAGCUUUCAGGCUCCCUUGUUCGUCACGGUUAGUUAAGUUAGACCAUAGAAACAACCUUCUAAAUAUGUUAUUAUUAGAGCCAUCUACACAGGAAAUAAUUCCCAUAUAGUCAAUAUACCGUGUUUUCCGGACUAGAGAGUGCAUCGGUAUAUAAGCCGCACCCACCGAAUUUUAGAAGAAAUAAAUAUGUUUCCAUAUAUAAGCCGCACCGGACUAUAAAUCGCAGAUAUAUACGUUGUGAAAUGGGUUACUUACACAGAAAUAUUCUGUACAUUUUUAUUUACAUACCUUAAUUGUGUCUGUAGCGCGGCAGUAAAACGACUAAUCAAACAAAACAGAAGUCAUCGUCAUGGACCCACAGCUAAACAGACUCGAUAGCUCCAUGGUGACGUUUUGGGGAAUUUACUGAGGAAUUUGUGAAGCAAUACAAAAAGAAUGCUGUUGUAAGUUAAUAAUAUUAACACAGACACUCGUAAACGUGUUAGCAUAUUAGCUAAUGCUAAUGACGCUAGCUGGAGUAAAUUUCGCUAGCACGUACAAAUAUGCAUGAAAACACCCCUACAGACAUUUAGUCAGUAAGAAUAGUUUUAGUUAUAUUGUAAAACUUACAAACGUUGCCUGGAGUGACGAAUGAAGAAGCCAUACGAGUAGAAACGCUAUGGACGGCUAGAGGACUGAACGUCACUGUACUUCCUCACUACCAUUAAAUGGAAGGACACUGCGACGCCUUCAGUGAGUGAAUUCAUCCAAAAGAUGGCGCCGUAACACAGGAAUUUGUGAAAGUGAAACAAUACAAAAAGAAUGCCGUUGUAAGUUAAUAAUACUAACACAGACACUCGUAAACGUGUUAGCAUAUUAUAUAUAUAUAUAUAUAUAUUAGCUAAUGCUAACGACGCUAGCUUGAUUAGAUUUCGAUAGCGCGUACAAUUAUACACAAAAACACCCCUACAGACCAAGUAAGUAAGUAAGAAUUGUUUUAGUUAUAUUGUAAAACUUACAAACGUUGCUUGGACUGAUGAAUGAAGAAUCCAUACGAGUAGAAACGCUAUGGACGGCUAGAGGACUGAACGUCACUGUACUUCCUCACUACCAUUAAAUGGAAGGACACUGCGACGCCUUCCGUGAGUGAAUUCGUCCAAAAGAUGGCGCCAUAACACAGGAAUUUGUGAAAGUGAAUCAAUACAAAAAGAAUGCCGUUGUAAGUCAAUAAUACUAACACAGGCACUCGUAAACGUGUUAGCAUAUUAGCUAAUGCUAACGACGCUAGCUUGAGUACAUUUCGAUAGCACGUACAAAUAUGCACGACAACAACCCUACAGACAUUUAGUAAGUAAGAAUUGUUUUAGUUAUAUUGUAAAACUUACAAACGUUGCUUGGAGUGACGAAUGGAGAAUCCAUACGAGUAGAAACGCUAUGGACGGCUAGAGGACUAAUCGUUACUGUACUUCCAAACUACCAUUAAUUGGCGCCGUAACACAGGAAUUUGUGAAAGUGAAACAAUACAAAAAGAAUGCUGUUGUAAGUUAAUAAUACUAACACGGACACUCGUAACCGUGUUAGCAUAUUAGCUAAUGCUAACAACGCUAGCUUGAGUACAUUUUGAUAGCACGUACAAAUAUGCACGAAAACAACCCCGACAUACAUUUAGUAGGUAAGAAUUGUUUUAGUUAUAUUGUAAAACUUACAAACGUUGCUUGGAGUGACGAAUGGAGAAUCCAUACGAGUAGAAACGCUAUGGACGGCUAGAGGUCUAAUCGUUACUGUACUUCCUCACUACCAUUAAAUGGCGCCGUAACACAGGAAUUUGUGAAAGUGAAACAACACAAAAAGAAUGCAGUUGUAAGUUAAUAAUACUAACACGGACACUCGUAUACAUGUUAGCAUAUUAGCUAAGGCUAACAAUGCUAGCUUGAGUACAUUUCAAUAGCACGUACAAAUAUGCACGAAAACAACCCUACAGACAUUUAGUAAGUAAGAAUUGUUUUAGUUAUAUUGUAAAACUUACAAACCUUGCUUGCAGUGACGAAUGGAGAACCAUAUGUGUCGAAACGCUAUGAACGAGAACCCGACAUUGAUUAAACGUCGUCAAAAAGCACAUUGUUUCAACGUUGUGUCGCUCAAAGUCAGGACCUAAUUCAACAAGUUCUCAACGUUGUUUCAAUGUCUUGUGCCUUCCAUGAGGAAGGCAGUGCGGACAUUAUAGUCACAUUUGAACAUCACGCUAAGUCUGGUGUAUCUCCAAUAUCAUUAUAUUUUCUACCAAAAAUAAUAUUCUUGAGGUACAGAACAUUGUACGGCCACAAGAGUCAGAAUCUACCAAACACACCUGUGACGCUGUAGAUACACGUACAGUAGCCAGUCCAGGUUUUCAUAUCGCCGUCGUCCUCUGAGGGACCCAGCGUGGUCCCGGUGUGUCGUAGGAAACAAACCUUGUACAAAAUCUUUAUACUUCAUGACAUGUAGAUGUCACGUGCAAACCGCUGUAAGAAAUGCUUCAAAUGUCUCAUAGUCAAUUAUGGUAUAGAUUAUAAUAUAUAAUUAGGUAAAUAUAUGUAAAUAAA